AUGAAGAUUUGUACCAGGGAGCCUGUGCUUAAAGAGAAGUCCCGAGGUGAAGUGCUGCUUUUGCAUGGGCAGAAAUUCACAUCAGAGACUUGGGAGGCAAAGUGCCCCACCCUACAAUUCCUCGGGGCAGCUGGAUACCGUGCGGUUGCAGUCGACCUCCCAAACUUUGGUGACAGUACAAAAGUGGAUGUGGCUGAUGAAAAGAGGGGUUCAUUUAUAGCCGAGCUAAUCAAAGCAUUGAAACUGACAAGUCCGGUAAUCAUAAGUCCCUCGAUGAGCGGGAGCUUCUCUCUGCCUUUCCUGUUUGACCAGCCUGAUACAAUGCCUCCUAGGGCCAGAGGAUUCGUCCCAGUAGCACCGGUACAAACUGGGGCAUAUUCUUCAAAAUUCAGUGUUUCAAAGAUUAAAACUGCCAUAGUUACAGGGGACAAAGAUACAGUGAUCGGGCCGGCAGCAAGGAAGAACCUGGCAGCCCUGCCGAACGCAAAGGAUUUUCUGAUGGAGAACGCUGGACACCCUGCGUAUCUUAGUGACCCAGAUAUGUGGCACACUAUUCUGUUUACAUUUCUUCAUGCAGUUUUCAAAUAGAAAAAGCAUAAGAAAAACAAAUAAACCAUUUUUAAUGUAAAAAUCAUCAUGACAACACUUUAAUUAAACCUUCACACAGUGUUCCAGCAAAGAUCUAUAAAAAGUAGAAGUGACAAUGGAACACUGGAUCUAGACAUCAAGUACCAUAUAAUUGUGUUGCCUGCAGAGCUGGCGGACACUUAGGGAUUACUUUUUCCGUCAUCAUGUGUCAGGGGCAUUGGUACUUAAGUUUUCAGGACUUUGUUCAGUUAUGCUUUGAGUCAUCAAAAUGAAAUUUAGUAUAUGGCUUCUUGUUGGAAGAGCACAGAUUAAGUUCAAUUUCAGGCUGUCUUCUUGGCAGAGAAAUGCCCCUUUGAACAUAGAAAAUUCUCUGAGAAUAUUGUUUUCUGGACUUUCUUUGGGUUAUCUUUGAGUUAUAGAAAUGAAAUUUGGUAUAUGGCUUCUUGUUGGAAGGGUACAGAUUAGUUAUGAUUCUUGUCUGUCUGUGACCCUUCUUUACAGAGUUAUGCUCUUUGAAAAUUCUUUGAGAAUAUGGUAUUUUUGUACUUUUCUUGAUUAUGCUUAGAGUUUUUUAAAUGAAAUAUGAGAAAUGGCUUCAUGGUCGACCAUUACAGAUAAGGUUCGAUUCACAGCUUUCUUGGCAGAGUUAUGCUCAGUUGAACUUGGAAAAUUUUCACACUUAUGAUCAAGUUAUCAAAAUGCAAUUUUGUAUACCAGUUCUUGGUCAAAAGUUAUGCACCGAGUUCGCUUCUUGGCAGUCUGUAACCCUUCUUGGCAAUGAUAUGUUCCUUUGAACUUGGAAAAUUUCUCAGGAAUAUUGCUUUGCGCAGUUUUCCCUUUAUGCUUCGAGUUAAAGAAAUGAUUUGGUAUUACAACUUUAUGGUUGAACGUUGCACAUACAGUUCUUGGUGACUGUGACGCUUUAUUUCAGGCGACACACACAGUUCUGGGUGACUGUGACGCUUUAUUUCAGGCGACACAUCCAGUUCUUGGUGACUGUGACGCUUUAUUUCAGGCGACACAUACAGUUCUGGGUGACUGUGACGCUUUAUUUCAGGUGACACAUACAGUUCUUGGUGACUGUGACGCUUUAUUUCAGGCGACACAUACAGUUCUGGGUGACUGUGACGCUUUAUUUCAGGCGACACAUACAGUUCUGGGUGACUGUGACGCUUUAUUUCAGGCGACACAUCCAGUUCUUGGUGACUGUGACGCUUUAUUUCAGGCGACACAUACAGUUCUGGGUGACUGUGACGCUUUAUUUCAGGCGACACAUACAGUUCUGGGUGACUGUGACGCUUUAUUUCAGGCGACACAUACAGUUCUGGGUGACUGUGACGCUUUAUUUCAGCCGACACAUACAGUUCUGGGUGACUGUGACGCUUUAUUUCAGGCGACACAUACAGUUCUGGGUGACUGUGACGCUUUAUUUCAGGCGACACAUACAGUUCCGAGGUACUCUUGUAAAUAUGAAUGCUCUGUUGUUUUGCUAAUGCAGUUUGAAUAUCAGACAUCAGUGAUAUACAGAGUUUACAAUGUGUUUAUAAUGAAUUUAUAGAGUGAUGAAUGCAUAUAUGGAUGUAUGGACUCAGUGAGUACUAAACUUUAUAUAAUGGUGUGGUUGGUGAUAUUUAUAUGGGGUUUAUGUGUGUUAUGUAACUUAUAUGGUUGGUUUCAUUAUUCAGGAUAUAUAUUUUAACUAUAAGAUUAUACAUAUUGAUUCAGAAGUGCCUUGUGAUUAAGCACAUUAGUAAUGUACAAUGUAUGUAGACAAAUAGUUUGGUGGAUUUUCAAUAAUCUGGGUUGUUUUAAGAUGUCAGAACAAAAGACGACGAAAUCCAACUUUAACUAAAAAUGAACAAGGUUAUUUCAUGUCCAGAAGUAGUGCAUGUAGCACCACCAGCCCAUACAAUUUGAUCAUAUCCAAGGACAAGCUUGAUAUGUAUUUUUAUUUCUGUAUCUGUUUAAAUGGAACUGGUUAUUUGUUCUGAUAAUUGUAGUCAACCACAUCACAUAUAUAUGGAGUGGUUACUCUAAUUUAGAUAAUAUUAGAUUGGAGUAAACCUUGGCCUAGUUAUGUUAUGGUGAUGUAGUGUAUUAUUGUUUAAUAUCUGUUUUGGGUGGAGUCAUCACUUAAUAACCACUGGCGAUGAUUUUACAAUGAGUAAAUGUCCUAGAAAGAUGAUGGGGUUCACCUUUAUGCCAGCAGUUUUAAGGUGCAUAGCUGUACUAUACAAUAGAAUAAAUCCAUAUUUAGGUGAUAUGUCUAUGUGAUAGAUUUCACCUGAUGUGAUAUGUCUGUAGGGAUCAAGCUUGCAUUUACACAAUAGUUUUAUUUUGUAUAAACUGUUCACAAUUUGUCCAUAGUACAAACUUUGACAGAUGUACAAAAAACUUGGAGCUAAAUGAAGAUCUUUUUAAAAAAAGAUCAGAAAUGUCUUUCUCAUCAUGAAACGAUAUAUUUAUUCUCACUUAUUAUGAAACAAUCUAUUGCUUCUGUUGAAUUUUAUUUCAAUGAUUUCUAAAUUUGUGGUUUUAUUGAAUUCUCUGUAAUGCCAAAAAUAGAAACAUUGGAGACAGUACAUUUUACAGUAUAUAGAAGUUGGAAUUUUUGGAGCUGGCUACAUUGUAUGUAUGGUGUGUUCUAUAGUAGAUAAAUCUUUUAUUGUGUUAUUUAAGUAGUAAUAUAAUGCAUUUGCAUAUUUAAUCAUUUUGUUGUUGUAUCUAUUAAUGUGUGCAUUGAAAUGAAAUAGCCUGUGAGCUCAUUUAAAUCUUAAAUCGUUUUUAUCCAACGUCUGUCUGUCCUUUAUCAUUACAAUUUUAUCAUUUUUCACUUCACAAAAUGGAAUAUAUUAGAGUUGAAAAUGAAUGCCAGUUAUAAAGCAUUUAAAGAUUGUGCUUCCAUCACUAUCUAUGUUCACCAGGCAGGACUACGUUAAGAGAACUUUGCACUCGUUGAUGCAUGCGUUAUCAAUUGUUGGUCUUUGUCGGUAGGUAAAAGAAAUAUCAUUGAUGUCCGCUGAUAUACUGGUCGUCAAACCAGUUAGAUAAAUUAAACAUAGAAGGAAUAUCAGUGAUGUCCGCUGAUAUACUGGACGUCAAACCAGUUAGAUAAAUUAAACAUAGAAGGAAUAUCAGUUGAACAUUUACUGCCCUUUUGCAUAUAGUUGGAAAUAAACUUUUUCUUUUCAUGGUUGGAUUUGAUAUUUUUUACAAUAUGUAGAAAAGAAUAAAUGUGAAUGUUA
Messenger RNA from Ylistrum balloti, 3833 nucleotides. Its product is annotated as putative protein-lysine deacylase ABHD14B. Gene Ontology annotation, cellular component: cytoplasm. NCBI's taxonomy places the organism in Eukaryota, Metazoa, Mollusca, Bivalvia, Pectinida, Pectinidae. The transcript is spliced from 3 exons. Bases 1 to 588 code for a protein of 195 amino acids. The record is from RefSeq and is a predicted model, not a curated record.